AUGGGUGCGAACCAGUCUCUACCCAAAGUCACUGCUCAGGAUCGCGCUAUUCUCGAUCUCAAGCUCCAACGCGACAAGCUCAGACAAUACCAGAAGAAGGCGCGUCUCAUCCAAACUGUCCUCGACCGCGAACAUGCGAUAGCCCGGGCCCACCUUGCCGCAGGAAAUAAGGACCGCGCGGUGAUCGCCCUUCGUAAACGCAAGUACCAAGAGAGCCUGCUCGUUAAGACGGAUGGUCAGCUGGAAACCCUCGAGCAGCUGGUUUCGACAAUCGAAUUCUCCCUGGUCGAGGUUUCUAUCAUGCACGGCCUGAAGCAGGGCAACGAGGUUCUCAAGCAAAUUCAUCAAGAGAUGAGCAUCGAGAGUGUGGAGAAGCUCAUGGAAGAGACACAGGAGGCACAAGAGUAUCAGAGGGAAAUCAGCGACAUACUCGCCAAUAAUCUCUCUGCUGACGACGAGGAUGCUGUUCAACAGGAGCUGGCUGCGCUCCAGGCCGAGGCUCUCGGGGUCAAGCCGGUGGAACUACCGUCCGCUCCCACUCACGAGCUCAUCGCAACCGAAGACCCGAUCCUGGAGGAGGAGCCAACACACGAAAGAGUUCCCAUGGCAGCCUAGUUUACAUACACAACAUGGCCAUCUACAUAUAUCUGAGUAUCACCAGCUAUCGAAGGAGCCAAAUCCUAUCUUGCGCUUUUUCUUGCC
Messenger RNA from Mycena citricolor, 702 nucleotides. Lineage: Eukaryota; Fungi; Basidiomycota; Agaricomycetes; Agaricales; Mycenaceae. The record is from the annotation of a GenBank genome assembly.